AUGGUGGUGGAGAAAAGGCCUCUGACUUCGAUGCCGCCAUACAACAAGGUUAUCCACAAGUGCAACCUCUUCGGCAAAAAACGAGAACCCUCAGAAAUUUGGAGAGAUUACGGAGGAGAUCAACUUAAGGAUCAAGACUUGUACUUCUUUUCUGAGCUCCAGAGAAAUGGUUUACGCAUCCAACGCAAGACUGGCCGCGGUACUUGGAGCGAAACCGUAACCUACCAAAAUGUUAAGGAGGAGGUGGAUGAGAUUAAUGGAAAAUCUAAUCUUGAUGUUAUAGGGAGAAAACGGAAAUUCCGGUAUGAGAACGGCAGUACUUCGGAGGACCACGCGGGCUGGCUUUUGGAUGAAUAUAGCCUUUUCAAAAAGGCUUGCAAGAAUGGCACAAGUAGUAAUUGCUAUGAUUUUGACGUUGUGAUUUGUCGGCUGAGAAGGAAGGGCAAUAUGGACAAGUCCGGGAAAAAGAGGAAGUGCUGUUCUCAAGAUCAAUCAAACAAGAAGAUGAAAAGAGAUCAAUCUACAAAGGAGAUGAAAACUGAAAAUUCAGUGGGGCCGCAGAUUAUGAAUGAUUAG
Messenger RNA from Prunus dulcis (almond), 576 nucleotides. RefSeq lists its product as uncharacterized. The record is from RefSeq and is a predicted model, not a curated record. Gene Ontology annotation, biological process: regulation of DNA-templated transcription. Bases 1 to 576 code for a protein of 191 amino acids. Gene Ontology annotation, molecular function: DNA binding. Lineage: Eukaryota; Viridiplantae; Streptophyta; Magnoliopsida; Rosales; Rosaceae. The transcript has a single exon.